AUGGCGAAAUUGGAAGAAUUAACUGUGGUUCAACUAAAAAAACAGUUGGAGAAAUUGGGACUUGGCACAGGUGGUACGAAAACAGAAUUACAAUUGAGACUUCGUGAGGCGUUGGAGGCUAAUAGCAUAAAUGUAGAAGAACACGAAUUCUUCGAUGAAAAACCUGAUAAGAAUAGUGAAAUUGUGGCAAUCAUGAACUUAAUGAUGCAGAAGCUGGAGAAAAAUUCAGAAGAACAGGCGCACAGUUCACGUAAGUUGGAAGAAAAGCUGGAACAAAAGUCUAAUGAAAUCACGCAGAAAUUAGAACAAAAUUCUGAAGAAUUAUUAGGAUUGAAGAAACUUACUUAUAUAUUUUGUGUAAUACAAAGAACUAGUAUUUAUUAG
This is a messenger RNA of Teleopsis dalmanni, 384 nucleotides long. RefSeq lists its product as uncharacterized. NCBI's taxonomy places the organism in Eukaryota, Metazoa, Arthropoda, Insecta, Diptera, Diopsidae. The transcript has a single exon. The record is from RefSeq and is a predicted model, not a curated record. Bases 1 to 384 code for a protein of 127 amino acids.